AUGUCUCAAGCCUCUCGACCAAAACUCCCAAGGCAAAGACGCCGGGAAAUUUAUAGGAUUCACAGUGUUCAUAUGGAUACAGUGGGCUCACCCGAGCCGGAGCUCAGCAAUGACAAGGGCUCGGUUCAUGUAAACCCAGGAAGGCCCCCGGGUCAACUUCCGCCACUGAAUGAUCACACGACAAAUAGAGAACCUGAAGAAAAGAUUAGCAAAGAUUCGACGGAAACAGAGGUGUCAAAGGCCAGAUUUAUUAUUGAUCCGGAAGGAGAAUUCACUCAUGAUCAGACAACUGUCGACAUUGUGACUGUUCCAUGCCCUGGAGCGGAUCCCCUUCGAACAUGGAGUCGCGAUGGCCUUAUGAGUCGAUACUACGGAGCAUUGUCUAUGCGCGACGCCGAAGGUGCAGCAUCUGAUGCUGACCGGCCAGCUCCAUCAUGGGUUCGCCAAGGACUUCGUCGUGAAGCGGAUCGAGCUCGGAUUCUGUUGUAUGAGCAUCCAUCGACGACUGAGGAUACGAGACUGAGUACCCUGGCUGAUUCAUUGCUGGAGGAGCUGGAAAGUUUGAGAAAACGAGAAAAGCAGAAAAGACCGGUUGUGUUUGUGGGACAUAGCAUUGGCGGUAUCAUUGUCAAGAUGGUGUUGACAAAGGCAAGCAGGGAUCCGUCUUUUGAGGAUAUAUACAGACAAUGUUAUGGGGCUGCAUUCUUUGGCACUCCUCAUCAAGGAUCGAGUUACUUUGCCAUGCCGAGUCUAGCAACUGGUAUUCAGAACCUGCUUCAACUGUCAGCUCCUAUGCCGACAUCAAUAACUGACGAUCUUCGUGUGGGAAACACUCUGCUCCUCCAACUCGACGACGACUUCAAAUCUAUAGCACACGACUUCCGCAUCUGGACGCUGUAUGAGACCAUCGACUCUCGCCUUUCAGGCAGCUCGGGAGAUGUCUACUUCACUGCACCACUAACCUCAAUCAAGUCUGCUAUUCUCGGCAUGCGACAAGAGACCAUUCUCCCACUUCAGAGUGAUCAUGCGAAUAUUGCCUCUUUCGGGCGACACAAUGUGCACACGAUGCGUCUGUUUCUGAAGCAGCUGUCGGCUCUCAUCGGUCGUGCAGACGAGUACUCUCGUGAGGACGGAAAUUGGUCUCUGAAUCUUGAGCAAAAGGUCAAUGUCGAGGUUCACGGAUUCUUUGAAGAUCCUCCAGGUCCAUUGGAUGUGGCGACGAUUCGAGCUUGGUCUACACGGCUGCCGCUUCGAGAUUUCUUGAGAAAGGGACCAGAGGAGUGCUUGGCUGAGAGGUUGAACGAAGUCGAGACAGUUGAUGAAGGCAGAUUCUUGAGGAAUCGAGGGAAAACAGCCAUGCUGCCGACUGAGAAAGUUGCUGAUGAAACACACGACAAUCCCCUUGGAAUCUCGCAAGGAUCUGUCGAGUCUCCUCCUGCAUCCCCUAUCAUACGACCUGUUGAUGCAGAAAAGACAAGAUCAGAGUCAGCACCUCAAACGGGAGCAAGAUCCCCUGCCACACCUUUAUCACCAGCGGCUAUUUCACCACCCACACACUACUCAACACCAAUGCGACGUCCUUCGCCACUUAUUCGCGCCAAUUUUGAGCAGGAUUUGGCUGUCGACCGUCUGUCACCUCCCCCCCGAGGAAGAAUGGGGCGAUCUCUGAGUAGGUCUGUCAGCAUGGGAACCCAAGCCUCACAAUACGAGUACAAAGACUUUCCUCCAUUCUCGCAGCGAAGUCGAAGUACAAUCGAGGGCUUCAGUGACGAUGAUGAUAUCGAUGCGUCUCCGAGGCUGCCAGAAGCGAUCGUUGCUAUCCGAAAGGCUGCGAAUGAUGGUGAGAGGAGAGCCAGUGAGACAGUAAUCGUGGAUGAAGUACCUGUUGCGUUUUCGAAACCUCAGAUCGAGACUCGCAAGUUUAUGUGGGUUCAUUUGCCAUACAACAAUCCUAGCUGGGUGACGAAAAUAUUCGAGACUCUGCAGACAGCAAACAAUCGCAACUACGCCCCCCUGUUUAACAGUGACUUCUGGGCGACAAGGCAUUCUCCUAACCGUGUAGUGUCACCUCGAGGCCGAUCUUCGAAACAGUCAUCGAUAUCACCCAAACCAGAGGGUGGAAUCUAUACUUGUCUCUUCCUCCCAUAUCUUCAUUUCGACUCGUACAAACGACUCAUUCGCCGACGAGAACUCAUCCUUCAGCGUCUCGGCCAUGGACGUGCCAGACCUGUUCCCGAAAGUGUGGCAAAGUCUGAUUCCCUUGAAUCACAGGUGAUUUGGGAGUUUUUGGGCCACGAUCCGCCGCUCAACUGUCGUCGAACACUAGAUCAAUACGGAUAUCCAUCGUUGAGGGACACUCGGUCGCGAGAUGAUGAUCAGAUGCUGUAUAAACUGACAAAGGAACGGACAUUCGCUCCCGGUUUGGGUCCAGGACUUCAUGGACAAAUGUCAAACAGUAGCUCUGGGAGUAGCGGAAGCGGUAGUCGACGAUCCAAGACAAGUAGCCAGGAUGGGGAAGACGAGGAUGGUUGCGAGGACUCUAUACUCAACGGUAACGUACUCAUGGUAGAUCAGCUGUGGCUUUGGGCCAUAGACUCUCAUACCCUACUAUCCUUCUUCCCAAAACGAGAGGGUGAUGCUAUUGAAGGGCCUCUGUAUCAGCAGGCAGAUCUUCGCGACAGCAUCUUUAACGAAGUCAACGUCGAUCUCACCCGACAAUGCGAAAAUGCUCUGGACCUGGCGGCAUUAGCAGUCCUCCAUGCUGUCACAGUCCUCCUCGACAGAUCCUCGCACCCAGACCUGGAAGUGUUUCGAAUCUUCGAAGAAGCCAUCAGCGUUCUAACCGAAAAACUCACCUCUUCGCUCAAAACAUUUCGCGCUGAAGGAUUCCGUGACAAAGCGUCAGCCUACGAGCCAGUUGAGAACAAAGCUCGUUCCAUCAGAGCACGCCAUAAAGCCGAGGGCCGUCGAGCAGAAGAGGAUAACAGGGACAACACAUCAGCUCUCCUUGAACUUCGAGAUAUCGAAGAUGAACUUUUGAUUCUGGUUCAUCUGUUUGAACGUCAGUCCAAAGUCGUCAGCUCUAUGCUCUCCACUUACACUCGCCCGGAACUGCGUGACCGUACUGCAAAUGGGAGACUGUUCCUGAGUGAAGCGAUCAAGAAGGUCUCGGAGUAUACACACCAAGCGCAAGAGAUGAUUCAGAGAGUUCGGAGUACAAGAAACGACUACGACAAACUCCUUCAGAUGGUCCAGCGACAGGCACAGGUUGACGAGGUACGGCUGAGUAGGCUUCAUGCCGACCUUGCGAGUGCACAAAGUCGUAGUGUCAUGAUCUUUACCACAUUUACAGUCAUCUUCCUCCCGUUGACCUUCUUUACCGGUCUCUUUGGUAUGAACACUCAAGAAUGGGGCGGUGAGAAUAACCUGUCUCUCAAGACCAUCGGGACAAUCUCGUUGCCCGCAAGUUUUGCCCUAGUGGUAUUUUCUCUCGUGGCAGCUUUUAGCACAAAUGCUCGGCUUCUGAUCAAAUGGCUUGCCCAUGUGUACCGACACAUGAUGUCCUGGGUGUGGCGAACACUGUGUAAGCCUGCUGUUGCAAAAGUGGCCGAUAUUCUGCCACAAGGAAAUGAGCGACAGAGGGAGGAGAGGGAUCCAAGGAAUGGGAAGAGAGUUUUGAGAGAGGAAAUGAGUGACUUUUGGGAAAGACAUAGAUUAGAGAGGGACAGAGGAUACACGGUUCCAGAGAAGAACAAGAGAACGGUAGUGAGUGGUAAGAGUAGUUGGAGGAAGAUGAAGUAG
This is a messenger RNA of Fusarium musae, 3801 nucleotides long. RefSeq lists its product as uncharacterized. Gene Ontology annotation, biological process: metal ion transport; transmembrane transport. Lineage: Eukaryota; Fungi; Ascomycota; Sordariomycetes; Hypocreales; Nectriaceae. Gene Ontology annotation, cellular component: membrane. The transcript is spliced from 6 exons. The record is from RefSeq and is a predicted model, not a curated record. Gene Ontology annotation, molecular function: metal ion transmembrane transporter activity. Bases 1 to 3801 code for a protein of 1266 amino acids.